This is a messenger RNA of Postia placenta MAD-698-R-SB12, 375 nucleotides long. RefSeq lists its product as hypothetical. The transcript is spliced from 2 exons. NCBI's taxonomy places the organism in Eukaryota, Fungi, Basidiomycota, Agaricomycetes, Polyporales, Adustoporiaceae. The record is from RefSeq and is a predicted model, not a curated record. Bases 1 to 375 code for a protein of 124 amino acids.
AUGUUUGUAGGGAUGGAGAACAAUCUGCUAUCUUACUCGACGGGCCAAGCUUUACGUCGACACCAGCAAGCCCGAGUUCGCGGUCGUCGACAGAAUGACCAGCGAGACGCAAUUUCAACUGCGUUCCAGGGCGUCGACGACAAUGCGCACGUUUCCCUUCCGGCGGACGCUUUCGGCGAGGACAACAGUAUUGUGUGUAAGGCGAUUGCAUCUGUAGAGGCCGUCGUCCGCACCGCAGCUAAAACGCCGUCUCUAAAGCGCGUCGGGUUCACGUCUAGCUCCGUAACAGCUGAAUUCGAUGACGCUACCAUCCUGCCGAACGCGAACUUCGGCCUUGGCAAAGGCAACGCUUACCAAGACAGUACCUCCGCGUAA